AGCUUAAAGAUAUCUCUUUUUUCUUGCUGGCCUCAUACACUCCUCAUCUUUAUCACGCUUUGUUUGUAAGGCGUGUAAACCAAAGUGCAGAAUCAGCUUCAAGAUUUAUGUUGGAUUUAUAUUCAAAUUCGAUUUAAAUGUGCAACUAACCAAUAUACAAUAAAUAGCUUAGAAUGAUUAGUGAAACUGAUGCGGCAAUACAUGCUGAAGAAGCUAAUCCAAGUGUGGCACUAAUUAGUGUUAAACAACUUUAUGAUAACCAAACUUCCACUGAAGGUGACUCUGGGGGUAGAACACCAGUGAAAUCACUAAUUCAUCACUUUAACAAACCAGACCCAAACCAAGAAGAUGCUACUGGAUCCACAAAGCAAAAACAGAAAGAUGGUAGAUUGGAAAAGACUCAUAUCAGUAAGCAACUAGCAGAUGUUAAAGCCAGUGAUAGUGAACCUGUAAUACAUGCCGUAUUACCACAAACUGUAUCAGAGCAGCCAACACCUAUGAAAGUAAAGACUGCUGAUCCAAGAACAGGACGUACAAUUGUUUGUUACGAGGUCACAGGCCCAGACCACAACAGUUCCCCUGAUACAUCCAAAGACACUUCUCAGAAAGAAAAAAUCAUAAAAGGAGUUGAGGGACCAGACAACAUCAGUGCCCCUGAUACAUCCAAAGACACUUCUCAGAAACAAGAAAUCAUAAAAGGUGGUGAGGGCCCAGACCACAACAGUUCCCCUGAUACACCUAAAGACACUGAUCAGAAAGAAAAAAUCAUUAAAGGAAGUGAGGGUCCAGACAACAUCAGUUCCCCUGAUACAUACAAAGACACUUCUCAGAAACAAGAAAUCAUAAAAGGUGGCGAGGACCGGCCAAAACUGUCAAAAGAAAUGGAGUGCAAAGAUGAUCUAAGCAUUCUUCUUGUUGGACAUACUGGCCAUGGCAAAAGUGCAACUGGGAACUCCCUUCUGGGAAUCACAAGAGAAGAAGGAUUUUAUGAUGAAAUGAGUCGUACAUCUGUUACAGACCAGUACAAGAGGCUGCUGUCUACUGUGACAUUGACCUUAAAGCAAGCGGCAUGGCUGUAA
Dreissena polymorpha is the source of this 1079-nucleotide messenger RNA. RefSeq lists its product as uncharacterized. The transcript is spliced from 13 exons. Lineage: Eukaryota; Metazoa; Mollusca; Bivalvia; Myida; Dreissenidae. Bases 174 to 1079 code for a protein of 301 amino acids. The record is from RefSeq and is a predicted model, not a curated record. Gene Ontology annotation, molecular function: GTP binding.